GGUUUUUGUUGUUUUGUUCAUCAUCAUCAUCUUUAGUAACAAUGGCUACGGACACGCUUGCCAUCAACACGAUUCGCACACUCGCUCCUGAUGUCGUCCAAAAGGCAAACUCUGGUCAUCCAGGCGCUCCCAUGGGAUGUGCUCCCAUGGCUCACGUCUUGUUUUCACGCUUCAUCUCUGCCAACCCACAGAACCCUCACUGGAUUAACCGCGAUCGCUUUGUUUUGUCAAACGGUCACGGAUGUGUUCUGCAGUAUGUCAUGCUUCACCUCCUCGGCUAUGACUUGUCCAUGGAGGACCUGCAAUCCUUUCGUCAAGUAGGCUCAAAAACCCCAGGUCAUCCAGAGGCAAACCACGGCACACCAGGAAUCGAGGUUACUACCGGCCCCCUCGGUCAGGGCAUUGCCAGUGCCGUCGGUCUCGCUAUUGCAGAGGCCCACCUCGCCGCUGAAUUCAACCAGCCCGGCUUUGAUCUCGUUGACAACUACACCUACUGCAUCCUCGGUGACGGUUGCAUGCAAGAAGGCGUUCAAGCGGAAGCCGCUUCCUUGGCUGGCCACUUGCAACUGGGCAAACUCAUUGCCUUGUACGAUGACAACCACAUUCAGAUUGACGGAGACACUGCCCUUGGAUUCACAGAAAAUGUCCGCUUGCGCUACGAAUCUUAUGGCUGGCACGUUCAGUUUGUCGAAAACGGUGACUCGGACAUUGCCGCGUUGACCAACGCCAUUGAAGCCGCCAAAAAAGUCACAGACAAACCAUCCUUGAUCCAAGUCCGCACCACCAUUGGCUAUGGAUCAAAGAAUGAGGGAGAGGAAAAGGUUCACGGUGCUCCCCUCGGCGAACCCGAUAUCGCUCAAGUAAAGACCAAAUUUGGUUUUAGCCCCGACCAGAAAUUCAAUGUCCCCCAACAAGUCUAUGACUUUUACGGCAAGGUAGCUGCCAAGGGCAAGGACGCAGAAGCCCAGUGGAACCAGCUCUUUGACCGCUACGCGGCUCAGUUCCCUCAGCUCGCCGCUGACUUUAAGCGUCGCCUCGCCAAAAAACUCCCAGACAACAUCAAAGAUCUCUUGCCCACCUACAAGCCCAGUGACCCCCCCGUGGCGACCCGCAAACUCUCUGAAACCGUCUUGAACAAGAUCGCCCCACAGCUUCCCGAGCUUAUUGGUGGUUCGGCCGAUUUGACUGGCUCAAAUCUGACCCGCUGGAAGGGCGCCGAAGACUUUCAACCCCCAUCCACUAAACUUGGCUCGUACAAGGGCCGCUACAUUCGCUUUGGUGUCCGCGAACACGCCAUGGCCGCGAUUUGCAACGGUAUCUCUGCUUACGGGGCCUUGAUUCCCUUUGGAGCCACCUUUUUCAACUUUAUCAGCUACGCUCUCGGUGCCGUCCGUUUGAGCGCAUUGUCCAAGCAUCACGUUUUGUACAUUAUGACCCACGACUCGAUUGGAUUGGGCGAAGACGGUCCUACCCAUCAACCCAUUGAGACGCUGGCCUGCAUGCGCGCCAUGCCCAACAUUCUCAACUUUAGACCCGCGGAUGGCAACGAAGUCUCUGGCUCCUACCUCGUGUCUCUUGAAGCCCACGACCGCCCCUCUGUACUGAUUCUCACCCGCCAAAACCUCCCCCAGCUCGCCGGCUCCUCGAUUGAAGCCGUCCGUAAGGGCGCCUACGUCCUCGAAGACGCACCCAACCCCUCGGUCAUUCUGGUCGCCACGGGUUCCGAAGUCUCCCUUGCGGUCGACACGGCCGCCCAGCUUGCCAGUGAAAACAUUGCUGCUCGCGUUGUUUCAAUGCCCUGUUGGGAGCUCUUCGAGGAGCAAUCGGUCGAGUACCAGCAAUCCGUCUUUUUGGAUGGCGUGCCUGUCGUGAGCAUUGAAGCCAUGUCAACGUUUGGAUGGCAAAAGUGGGCGCAUUUGACGUGUGGAAUUGAUACUUUUGGUGCGAGUGGGCCUUACAAGGACUUGUACAAGAAAUUCGGACUGGUUCCUGAUGUCAUUGCUGCCAAAGCUAAAAAGCUGAUUGCCUUUUACAAGGACCGCAAGCCCGAGAACAAGAUUCAGAGGAUUUAAAUAGUGUCUUUUUUUUGUUUGUUUUUGGAUCUUGAGAUUUUUGUGGUUGAGGGAAUAUGUAAACGCAGGAUGAUAGGACCGCUUCUGAAUCUGAAUUUUUGUAUUUUUCCUUGUAUGUGUGUGUGUAUCAUGAUGACAUGGCCAGAUGUGACAGACAUUUGUGUUGUAUCGGCGACAUGUAUCAAAAUCCCAAUACCCAAGAUACACCGCUUAAAUAUGCAA
This is a messenger RNA of Spizellomyces punctatus DAOM BR117, 2294 nucleotides long. RefSeq names its product transketolase. Gene Ontology annotation, cellular component: cytosol. Bases 42 to 2072 code for a protein of 676 amino acids. Gene Ontology annotation, biological process: pentose-phosphate shunt. The record is from RefSeq and is a predicted model, not a curated record. Gene Ontology annotation, molecular function: transketolase activity. The transcript is spliced from 4 exons. Lineage: Eukaryota; Fungi; Chytridiomycota; Chytridiomycetes; Spizellomycetales; Spizellomycetaceae.